Messenger RNA from Leishmania braziliensis MHOM/BR/75/M2904, 882 nucleotides. RefSeq names its product calcium-translocating P-type ATPase. Bases 1 to 882 code for a protein of 293 amino acids. The transcript has a single exon. The record is from RefSeq and is a predicted model, not a curated record. Gene Ontology annotation, cellular component: endoplasmic reticulum. NCBI's taxonomy places the organism in Eukaryota, Euglenozoa, Kinetoplastea, Trypanosomatida, Trypanosomatidae. Gene Ontology annotation, biological process: calcium ion transmembrane transport; intracellular calcium ion homeostasis. Gene Ontology annotation, molecular function: P-type calcium transporter activity.
AUGGCUAAACUUCUACUACCUGACAACCCUGCCUCGAUGGACGGUGGCCUAAUCUGUUCAUUGCUGGAGGUCAAAGAGGCUUGUGGUCUUGAUAAAGAUGAGGCAGACAGGCGCCUUCAGGUUUUUGGCAAGAACGCAUUUCCUGUGGAACCCUCAACACCUUUGUGGAAGCUAGUCGUUGGUCAGUUUGAGGACACGCUUGUGCGCAUCCUACUCCUUGCCGCGUUUGUAAGCUUUUGUAUGGCCGUUCUGGAAGAUAACAGGGUAGACUUUGUGGAGCCAUUUAUUAUUUUGCUGAUUUUGACGCUGAAUGCAAUAGUCGGUAUUUGGCAAGAAGAUCGAGCUGAGAAGGCUAUUGAAUCCUUGAAAGAACUUGCUCCUGAUACAGCUGCUGUUGUUCGUGACGGAGUGACACAGACCAUCCUGGCAGAAAACCUUGUUCCCGGGGAUAUUGUUGAGGUCGCCGUUGGAGAUCGUGUUGCAGCUGAUAUUCGGCUAUUAACGCUGGAAAGCACAGCACUGCGCGUGGAUCAGUCCAUUUUAAACGGCGAGUCGGUGGAAGCCGUGAAGCAGGUGAAGUCAGUUUGUAGCAAGUGGGAUCGGUUUCCCUCGAGCAUGGUGUACCGCGGCACUGCUGUUGUGUAUGGUAAGUCCCGCGGUGUGGUCGUACGCACCGGCACAUCCACUGAAAUGGGCUGCAUCGAGUGUAGUGUGCGCGAGCAGGAGGAAAGAAAGACUCCGCAGCAGUGUAACAGGGAUGAAUUUGGCUCUGAUCUGCUCAAGGACGAGAGGACACAUUCGCCUUAUUGGUGCACGGUGAAUAUAAUACGGCAGUUCAAGACCUCACUCGCAGAGCACGUGAGGAGUCGUGGUGCGAGAUGA